Messenger RNA from Lactuca virosa, 513 nucleotides. The record is from the annotation of a GenBank genome assembly. NCBI's taxonomy places the organism in Eukaryota, Viridiplantae, Streptophyta, Magnoliopsida, Asterales, Asteraceae.
AUGGUCAAACACCAAGGAGAUGGUGAUGAUGUUGAUGAAUUUGAUUUGCCAAAAAUGGAUUUCAAGAAAAUUACAAAUUCCUUCAGGCAAGAUAAAUCCAUAUUCAAUGGUGAUAUUAGUGCCACAUGGUUGCAUUCCACUUAUGAUGUUUUAUGUUGUGCAUUGAGAAUUAGAAUGCUUAUUAGAGGUUUGAUCACAAGUGCAUGUCCAGAAGGGAUGCUAUAGGGACAAUGGACAACUUUGCCCAUGAAGAAGCGACAUACUAUUGCUGAGCUGUUAAACAAGAACUCAAAUUUGCUCAAACUUGAACUCAACAACAAUUUUAUUGAUUAUUGUGACUGUUGAAUGUACUCGCGUCGUUAUCCAAUAUAGCAUCUUACUUUCAUUUGCUUAUUCUAAUUUUUUAAAAUUUUGUAAUAUUUUUCCUUUUUAUACCAUCAUACUUACAAACUACGAUGUUAUUGUAGAUAAAACUUGAUUACGAAUGAACUUUUUCUAUAUCCCAUUUUAUAU